UCUUUUCAGGUAAAACACCUACAAGCAGAAUUUGAGAUUCAUCUAUCCAAAAAGAAUUCGAGAUUCGAAGAAAAACAGAGAUGCUGAAGAUGAUUCGAACAAGUGCUUCUUCUUCUUGUCUUCCCUCUACUCAUCUUGUUGCUGUUCCCCUCAUCAACAAUUUCGUGGCUUUGUUUCAUUCGAGACAAACCCAGCUAGGAAAUCGACCUUCAGUGCCCAAAGUCACCAAUCUUGAGGAUGCCUUGAAGGUGUUCGAUCAUAUGCUUCACUCGCGUCCUCUGCCUUGUGUUAUCCCUUUCACUCAGAUCUUGGGUCAACUUGUCACAUUGAAACAUUAUUCAGCAGUCAUCUGUUUGAAUAGACAGAUGGGUCUGAUCGGAAUUGCUCCUGAUGUUUGUUCUCUAAAUAUUAUCAUUAAUUGCUAUUGUCGUUUGAAUCAAAUCGGGUUUGGCUUAUCUGUCUUGGCGCAAUUCUUCAAAUUGGGUCUUCAACCAGACGUCUUCACCUUCACCACUCUAAUCAACGGCUUUGUUCUCAACAAUCAAGUCCCUGAGGCUGCACGAAUUUUCACCAAAAUGCUGCAGGCAGGUCAUUCUAAGCCCAAUGUGUUUACUUUCACCACACUAAUAAAGGGCUUUUGCAUGAUAGGAAACAACAGAGCUGCAAUUCAAUUACUCAGGAAGAUGGAAGAAGGAGGAUGCGAGCCUAACACAGUUUCCUAUAACACCAUCAUCCACAGUCUCUGCAAGGAUACACUAAUUGAUGAAGCAAUGAACCUCUUCUCAGAAAUGAUUACUAGAGGUAUUGCUCCGGAUGUUGUUACUUACACCUCUUUGAUUCAAGGAGUCUGCAAUAUACGCCAGUGGAAACAAGCUACAACGUUGUUGAAUGAAAUGGUGAGUCAAGGUAUCUUUCCAGAUAUCCACACCUUCAAUGUCUUGGUUGAUACACUUUGUAAGGAAGGGAUGGUUGUGGAAGCCGAAACUGUGGUUGAGACGAUGAUUCAAAGAGAUAUCGAGCCUGAUGUCAUUACUUACAACUCACUUAUGGACGGUUACUGUUUGAGAGGAGAAAUGGACGAGGCAAAAAAGGUUUUUGAUCUAAUGGUUAGCAAGGGCUCCAUGGUUAAUGUUCAGAGUUGUAACAUAUUGAUAAACGGAUACUGUAAGCAGAAAAAGAUCGAUGAGGCCAAUAAGGUUUUUCAGGAAAUGACUUGUUGGGAGCUUGUUCCUGAUACCGUUACUUAUAACACUCUUAUUGAUGGUUUUUACAAAGCAGGCAGAAUACAAGAUGCAGAAAAGUUGUUUUCUGAUAUGCAAGGUUGUGGCCAACCUCCAAAUGUUCGAACUUAUAAUAUUUUAGUUGAUGGCCUGUGUAACAACCAACGACUGUCUAAAGCUCUAGAAUUGCUUAGAGAAAUGGAAGGCAACAAGUUGGAACUAGAUAUUGUAGUUUACAAUACUAUCAUUGAAGGUUUGUGCAAAGCUGGGAAAAUGGAUUCUGCAAUAGAUCUCUUCUCUGGUUUGUCAUCAAAGCAUCUUCAACCUAAUGGGAGGACGUAUAAUAUAAUGAUUCUUGGAUUUUGUAAAGGAGGCCUAUUAGGUGAAGCUGAAGAAUUGUUUACAGAAAUGAAGGAGAAAGGCUGUUCUCCAGAUGGCUGUACCUAUAACACAAUUAUCCGAGGUUUUAUCAAUAUCAAUGAGACAUCAAGGGCUACGGGACUUAUUCAAGAAAUGCGUGAUAGGGGUUUCUCUGCAGAUGCAUCAACUCUGCACUUGAUUGUUGAUUUAUUGUCGAAGGAUACAGUAGAUCCUGUAUUAUUAGCCUGGCUUAAAGAUUCUGUCUGAAGUAUUUGAAUGUUUGAAAUAAAUAUUUUUCAAUAUCACGAGGAAAUUCGGAACUGCUGCAGUGCUGCACCUUUAGCAACCUCAGAUGUUCUGUGAAUCCUGUCUGGGCGAUAUUUCCUUCUUUGUUGGUACUUCAAAAAGGGCAUCACAGAUAUGGAGGACAGGAAACAAAAAGAGGUUUGUACUGUCAGAUUCAGAAGAAAGGAUGAGAUGGAGAGAGGAAAGCUCUCUGAAAUUGACAUGGAAAGAGAAGAGGAGUGUGGAAUUUGCAUGGAGGUGAACAAUAAAGUUGUGUUCCUUAACUGCAGUCAUUCAUUGCGUCUGAAGUGUUUGAGGACGUAGAGAUCAAGGAACUGUCAAACGAAGAAGGAUAUCAGUGUGGCAAGGAGACGGUGCGGAGACCUUGUGUCCGAGUAGAAUAAGAACAAAAAUCACAGCUGAAUGAACAAGAACACAAGGCAUUACACACUGUUGCAUGCUUAUGUACCAUCAGCAUGAGUGAUAUUGAUGACUUGUAGAAUUUAACAGACUUAAACUUGUUUUGUUUUUAAGAUUUCGUCUGCUCAUACAUCAUUGAUAUUAUUAGUUUUGGGUCUUCACUAUGUAGUUGCCUUCAAAUGUUUUGACUAGGUUGUUGGGAGGGAGUGUGUUGACGAGGUCGAACGUGUUAACCGUGUUCUGACAUGCCAAUAGUUCC
Molecule: messenger RNA, 2544 nt
Organism: Rosa chinensis
Lineage: Eukaryota; Viridiplantae; Streptophyta; Magnoliopsida; Rosales; Rosaceae
Product: pentatricopeptide repeat-containing protein At1g63330
Exons: 2
Coding region: 81-1847 (588 amino acids)
Molecular function (GO): protein binding
Source: RefSeq, a predicted model, not a curated record